CGGCGAGGCCGCGCUCCCUGGAGGGCGCUGAGGUGGUCGGACUGGCCGAACCGGCGCGACUUUCCGAAGCCGGCCGAGGAUCCCUACUUCCUAGAAAAGUGCCUGAGACCCCGGGACUGGACUGGCGCGGCCUGGCGACCGUUAGGAGGCCGAGACUAGAGGCUGACUAGCCCUGCCCGGUUCGGCUAACGGGUGGAACUGGGAAUCGGAAAACCUGGAUGUGGCUUGGGAGAGGAGGGGGCACGGGGCGUGGCCAGGGCCGAAGACGAACAGCAAACCCAGAAGGCUGGAGGGUGAGAACGCUCCGGGGGCGUGGCCAUGAGGUGGAGCUAAGUAUAAGCAGCAAACCCCGAGGGUGUCCGCAGACCACCCAGGAGGCGUGGCUCUGGCAAGACGGGGCUCAGGGCGUAGCCAGAGCCCAGAGACGUGGCGAGCUGAGGCAGGUAGACGCCGUGCGGGCGGGGCUGAGGAAAGCCACACGCCUAGAAGGCGUGGCUCCGACGGGCUGGGCGUGGUCCUGGGGCGUGACCAGGGGGCCCCAGGGGCAGAGAAAAAGCAGAAAACUCCCAAGGCAGGACUCUGGGAGAGAAGGAAAGAGACAGAGAGGAAGCUGGGGUUACGAGCGAGGCCAAAGUACUAGCAUUUGAAAUAGUGCCGCCGAGUGGGGGGUGUGGCCAGGGCCAGAGGAGCUGAUUGGAGGCUGUCCGCAACAAUGGGAAGGCGUGGCUUCAGUAGGAAGAGACCAGGGGGCGUGUCUAGACUAGUGGCGUGCGGAGGUUUGGCUUGAGUUGGGAAAGGUUUAGGCUUGUUGCCAAGGCAGAGAUCAGCCUGGGACCAGACUGUAUUCCCAGAAGGCAUGACUUGAGCUGGGAAAAGUUAACAGAGUAGCAAACCCAUAAACCGUGACUUGUGUGGGAAGGGGCUCAAGAACCAGGGGUUCUAGUUGGGCCUGAAGACCAAACUUGUAAAACCUUGCUUAGGCGGAACAAGGUCCGAUAUAGGGGAUAGGAUCAAGUUUAGAAUGGGCGGGCGGUAAAGGGAGAGGCUGGGGGACUUAGGACUGGAGGAAUACUUAAGAGCAGGGACAGGGCCCUAAAAGCAUCGCUGGAGACAGAAACAAAAGCUAAACCAGGAGCUGGGUGUGCAGCUCAGUAGGAGAGCCCUUGGCUGCUAGCAUGCUAGAAGGCCCUAGGUUCGACCUCCAACACUAAAACAAAUCCCAAAAAACAAAACAAGAAAAACAAAACCCCACAACUUGUCUUGUCUGUAUGCCCGGAUACUAUGGCCGAUGGCUCACUCUCCAAUAUGGGAGUCGGGUAGAGCCUGGGAAAUCUUUUCGGAACGGAAACGAGGCAUUGGGGAGACAGACUGGAACAAAUCUAAGCACUAAAGACGCGGAACAGGACUUCAUUCGAAACUGAAAGAUAUUACUAAGGUGGGGGUGAGGAGCCAGCAGGACUGCCAAGCAAGGGAGGCGUGGCCACAGCCACAAAAGAAAGCAAGAAUGCCUUCUGCUAUCUACGCAUAAGAUUAAAUUUUGUAUAAAUCGUAUUAGGUAAGCACAAGGCCCUGGGUACUUUUCUUUUUCUUGAGUCAAUAUAUGCUUACCUUGCUGAGAGUCCUGUUUGCUAAGAAGAAAUCGCUCAAUAAAGGCGAAACUGGUUGAAUUUAAGAAGGGAUUCCUCUCCUAUCAGCUCUCGCGAUUCUGUAAUCAGGAACAAGGUGUUCAUUGAAGAUUAAAAACCAAAACAAAAGAUCUUUACCCGCAUGCUUUUUCCAGCAUCUUCGCAGGCAGGGCACAGACACGCGGAGUGGUACGCAUCAUGGCCUCCGUCCAGGAUCCGACUUAGUUUUCAUCAACUGCAGUCUGCACCCCUGCAGCCUUUGAAACGGUCACUACAGUCAGAGGGGAAAGCCGGGAUUGUGCGGUAGGCGGCUUGUCUGGCUUGGGAAUGAUCGAUCACCCCGCCGCUGGGAUCCUUUAGGUCUCUGCCACGAUGAAGGAGUCCCCAACACUAGUUCUAACGUCGGCUGUGAAUCCAUUCUUAGCUUGUCUCAGCUCUUCCAGACUGCGCAACAGAAUCGCAAAUCUUCGCUAGCCCGGAACCCGGAAGCACCUAAGGGCCGGUGGUUCCGUUAUAUCACUUCCGCUUCCUGUUUCCAUCCUUAAAUCCGGCCAAGGUUCAGCGUUCGAGCUACUAGUUGUGUCGUCGAUAGAUUCGAGGAUUUUGGAGCUCCAGCCACAAUGAUUGAGGUAGUUUGCAACGACCGUCUGGGAAAGAAAGUCCGCGUUAAGUGCAACACGGAUGACACCAUCGGCGACUUGAAGAAACUGAUAGCAGCUCAAACUGGCACCCGCUGGAAUAAGAUCGUUCUUAAAAAGUGGUACACGAUUUUCAAGGACCACGUGUCUCUGGGAGAUUAUGAAAUCCACGAUGGGAUGAACCUGGAGCUUUAUUACCAGUAGAGGGGAAUUCCUUCCUCCUCCUUGCCCUGCUCUGCCCUGCCUUCCUCUCCCACCCUCAUUUGACACUGGUAUAGAUGGUCAUUUUUAACAGUUCACAUGAAUAAAGACUUUGCUGCUGCUUUGCUGCUGUCA
This is a messenger RNA of Arvicanthis niloticus (Nile rat), 2599 nucleotides long. The record is from RefSeq and is a predicted model, not a curated record. Lineage: Eukaryota; Metazoa; Chordata; Mammalia; Rodentia; Muridae.